This is a messenger RNA of Punica granatum (pomegranate), 2626 nucleotides long. The record is from RefSeq and is a predicted model, not a curated record. Lineage: Eukaryota; Viridiplantae; Streptophyta; Magnoliopsida; Myrtales; Lythraceae.
UUGUGCCUGAUUUUGAGAGCUAACAGAGUGUCCGACGUAUCAGAACAAAGACAAUGAUACGGGUAUGACACCUUCUCGAGGAAUGGCAGAGGUUGGGCAGGGUGCCAAAGGAAAUACCAAAAUGAUUAGAUCAGAUCGGUUCAUUCAUCAUUGUAGACGGUGAUAAAGUUUUGGAUUACACAGCAAAAAAUAGAAUCAUGAGGGCAUUCUUGAGGGGCCAAAUUACAACAAGGAGCAUUCUUUGGGGCUCAUAUGGAAAUUUAGCCCUGAAAUGAGGUUCCCGCAUUUGCCUUUUCUUCUUCGUAGCGUCCACUCAGACAAUGCCACUAACCUUCAGUUCAGCUGCUGGAACGACAAGAUGCAGCCACUGCUCCGUCGUACCAAGUACAUCAUCCGCCAUCUCUCCGCCCGAUUCACCACCGCCUCUGUCGCCGGUUCGGCGUACGACCCACCGCUUAGACUCGCCUCCACCUCUGCUGUCCGGUGGCUGACUCCGACUUGCCCUCACCGUCACCAGCAGGUCCGCUACAAAUGGGACGGGACUGACUACGACCAUAUAAGGGCCGACGUGAACUGCCCCCGAUGCUCGCGCCAAAUGCCUGUUAUAUUCUCCACGCGCCCCCUCUCCAUCACCGCCCGGGAGCCCGGCGUCUUCCAGGCCCUUAACCUGUGCCCUAACUGCAGAACGGCUUUCUACUUCAGGCCGUACAAGCUGGAGCCCCUGCAGGGCAGCUUCAUUGAGAUAGGUAGGGUCAAGGAAGAGUGUAUGAGUAGGGACUAUGAUCAGAAAGAAGAAAGCUGUGGGGAGUCAUCUGAGCAUGGUGAGGAGGUGAUGCAGGAAAGUGAAGGUUGGGGAGGCGCGACUUUGGGGAAGAAGCUUCCCACGCCGAAGGAUAUAUGCAGGGGCCUCGAUGAUUUUGUUAUCGGGCAAGAAAGAGCCAAAAAGGUUCUUUCUGUCGCCGUAUACAACCAUUACAAAAGGAUACACCAUGCUUCCCUGCAGAAAGAGUCAUUCGCGAAGUUGUUUAGUAGUGAUUUUGAUGAUGACGACAGUGAUGGGCAUAAUCAUAAUGAAGAUGAUUCUCAUGCUUCAGUUGAGCUAGAGAAGAGCAAUGUUCUAUUGUUAGGUCCCACUGGCUCUGGGAAAACAUUGCUCGCCAAAACACUUGCACGUGUUGUCAAUGUCCCAUUUGCCAUUGCUGACGCGACGGCUUUAACACAGGCAGGUUAUGUAGGGGAAGAUGUUGAAUCAAUAUUGCAUAAGCUGCUUGCGGAUGAUCCUUUUUUGUCAAUCCCAUGCACCCUUUCCUUAACUUAUGGACCGCAGGCUGCUGACUUCAACGUGGAAGCUGCUCAGCAAGGAAUUGUCUACAUUGAUGAGGUGGACAAGAUAACAAAAAAGGCUGAGAAUGCAAAUAUUGGUAGAGAUGUAUCUGGGGAGGGUGUCCAACAGGCACUGCUUAAAAUGCUGGAAGGAACUGUUGUACAUGUUCCAGAUAAAGCAUCUCGUAGGCAUUUUCGUGGAGAGACCAUUCAGAUAGAUACAAAAGAUAUUCUCUUCAUAUGUGGCGGGGCAUUUGUUGAUCUUGAGAAGACUAUUUCAGAAAGACGUCAAGAUUCCUCUAUUGGAUUUGGAGCGCCAGUGCGGAGAAACAUGAGAAUGGGUGGAUCAGUUGAUACAACUGUGGCUUCAUCACUAUUACAAUCUGUUGAAAGUGAUGAUCUCAUUGCUUAUGGUCUCAUUCCCGAGUUUGUUGGGAGGUUCCCAGUUUUGGUCAGCUUAUCAGCAUUGACGGAAGACCAACUAGUUCAGGUCCUUACGGAGCCGAGAAACGCUCUUGGCAAGCAGUACAAGAAGAUGUUUCAGAUGAACAAUGUCAAAUUGCAUUUUACGAAAAAUGCAUUGAGGUUAAUUGCUCAGAAAGCACUGGCAAAGAACACCGGUGCGCGGGGACUGAGGGCUCUGUUAGAAAAUAUUCUUACAGAAGCUAUGUUUGAGGUUCCAGAGGAUAGUAAGGGGUUCAGCGGUGUGAGUGCAGUCUUGGUCGAUGAAGAGUCUGUGGGUUCAUUGGAAAGGCCAGGUUGUGGAGCGAAAAUUAUCUACAGAGAGUUGCAAAAUGAAGCUAUUUCUUCAUAAAAGGAGGUUGGGGCAUAUCUUGGUGACUGCAGAUCAGUGUGAAUACAAGGAAUUGACGCUGCACAGAGCCGCGGGCGUCUUUGCACAGGAAAUCCCGACCGUUGAAGAUAAAUGCCAGGCCAUGUUCGAUGUUCUGGAGCUGAUUGAUGGCCGUCCUCUGUCUAGCCAUCAUGGUUGCCGUGAUGGAAUGCCUUGCUCUGCGCAAAAUUCUCCCCCCGUUGAUAAUUCCUGGAUGGUGAUUGUAUAUAAAUUCUCCUGUGUCCAUUUUUGUGAAGAUUGAAACUUUCUAAUGUUUAGUUUAAGGUUAAGAUCUUCACCUUUCUCAAUCUCGUAACUUGUCAUCUCCUUCACUCCGAGGAAUUGAACUUCUUCAUCUGUGGAGUUCACGGUCUCGUCUGUUAAUUUUGAUAACGCUGGACAGUUACCACUGCUAUUGCUCGAUCAUGUUGAAAUGAGUGUACAUAGUGACUCUGCUGAGACUUCUGACUU